This is a messenger RNA of Lodderomyces beijingensis, 7452 nucleotides long. The record is from the annotation of a GenBank genome assembly. Lineage: Eukaryota; Fungi; Ascomycota; Pichiomycetes; Serinales; Debaryomycetaceae.
AUGUCUGCGGGAACUCUAGUGCAGCCGCAAGUCGUUGACGGGUUAGCGCUCAACGAGAUAUUCAAGGGCUUGACCUCGAGCCACGAAGAGGAGAGGUUGCGGUUUGCGCAAGAACUACACAACUACCUAUCGUCGAUUGCAAGAGACUUGUCAUCGGAGCAUUUCAACCGGUACAACAAUGACAUCAACAAGACGAUCUUUGACAUGCUUCACCGCGAAAACACGGCGGAGAUCCUUGGCGGGAUUGCCGCAUUGAAUGCGUUGAUUGAGUUCGAUUCGGGCGUCGGCAAGGAGAAUGCCAGCAAGACGGCGAGGUUUUCAAACUACCUUGGGUCGCUUAUAUUGUCCAACGACUUGGUGAUCAUGAGGCAGGCCACGAGGACGUUGGGGAGGUUGUCUACACUUGGCGGCAACUUGACGGGCGACUUUGUCGACUACGAGGCAAAAAGAGCAAUCGAGUGGCUCCAGAGUGAUAGCAGACAGAAUGAGAAUCGUCGGCACGCCGCGAUACUCAUAAUCACGGCGUUGGCAGACUAUGCUCCGACGUUGCUAUUUCCAUUGACAAAUCAAAUCUUGGAUACUCUUUGGUCGCCCUUGCGCGACUACAAACUCACCAUAAGGAAGGAUGCCGCCAUUGCGUUGGCAAAAUGCAUGGACAUCAUCUACAAUAGAGACGCCACUGCUCGAGCAUUUUGGAUCAAAAAAAUGAUUGAGCUCUCGUCAAAGAUUUUGAAUGACAACGACACUGGCUCACUCACCAUCAGUGACGCUAAAACAUCAGUGGCUCCUUCGGCAACGCAACUGAGCGAGGAUAUCCACGGCUCGCUCUUGGUGUAUCGCGUUUUCCUUAAAUACCACAGGGACUCGUUCAUUGUUUCCCGGUUUGACUCCAUCUACGAAAACACCAUGCUUUAUAAACAUCACAAACUUGCCGUUAUCCGGCAGGAAAUCACCGCGAUAUUUCCUUUGUUGUGCAAGGUGAACUCGGAGUUGUUUGUUGAAAAAUGCUUGCAUCGAACAUUCUACUAUUUCUUAUCGCAGUUGAAAAAAUAUCGAGGCCAGCAUAACGAGACCGCCAACGCAGAUAAGAGCGCCAUUUUCACAAGUAUUGGCCUUAUUGCGUUGGAAGUCGGCAACCAAACGGCAACCUACUUGGAUGCAAUUUUGGACAACAUUAGAGAAGGCUUGGCAUAUAAUACACACACGGGAGUGCAGCUGAUUUUAAACAACGCGGCCACGCAAACAGACAAUGCCAACGCGAUAUCGGCAAACAUGGCAGCAUACUCAUCGACCUCAAAAUACAGCAUCAGCAAGAAGGAGACCGAGCCCGCGAUUUUCGACUGCAUCGGUAAGCUAUCCAUCGCCGUUGGACCAGCAUUGACCAAGCACCUUCAAAGAGACAUUUUGGAUAUGAUGUUUACCAACUGUUCGCUAUCGACCCACAUGCAGGUGGUGUUGCAAACUUUGGGCCAAAACAUUCCCACAUUGAACAAUCUAGUCAACGAAAAGUUGUUAAAUCUCCUUAGUUUGGUUCUUUCGGGAAAAGGUUUCCAGCCGCCAGGGUCACCAUAUGGCAGUAUAAAGAUGAAGGAGAGUUUUGCGCGCGAUUGUCGACUAAUUAUGAUUUCUCGAGAUACGGGAAUGAGCGUGUCCAGUAUAAGGAGCGAUCAAGCGAAAUACGAGAAACUCGAUGGGAUGAUAAUAGUGCAAGCGUUGGAGAUGUUGACCGCGUUCAAAUUCGAAAAUUACCAGUUGAACGAGUUUGUGCGGCAUUGCACCAUAACUUACUUGGGCAGCAACGACCCCAAAGUGAGACUCACAGCAACAAAGACUUGUUGUGAGAUUUUCCUGAAGGACCCCAUUUGUCAGCAAGUCAGCGUCAAUGCCUUGACUGCGGUUAACGACGUCUUGGGCAAGUUGUUGGCCAUUUCCAUAACGGACCCCAUACCCGACAUUAGGCUCACGGGAUUGAACUCGCUAGCGAAAGCCGGCAAUUUUGACCCUCAAUUAUCGCAAGCGGAAAACGUUCGAUUGCUUUUCAUUGCUUUGAACGAUGAAAUGUUCCUGAUACGGAAAGUUGCCAUUAAGAUCUUGGGCCGUCUCUCGUCGAUCAACCCGGCGUAUAUAGUCCCUUCAUUGCGGAAAACUUUGAUCCAGUUGCUCUCCAAAUUGGACUAUUCAGUGACGAGUAGGAAAAAGGAAGAAAGCGCAAUUUUGUUAUCGUUGCUCAUUGCCAAUUCUAAGGAAUUAACACGACCCUAUGUCAAGCCGAUUGUGGAAUCGCUACUACCCAAGGCCAAGGAUAUGAGCUCAUCUGUUGCUUCAAGUGCCAUAAAGUGCUUGGGAGAAAUCGCCGUUGUUGGCGGAGAAGACUUGAAACCGUUUAUUCCCGAUUUGAUGCCCUUGAUUCUCGACACUUUUCAAGACCAAAGCUCUUCAUACAAGCGUGAUGCUGCUUUGAAAACAUUGGGGCAAUUAUCAUCAUCGUCGGGUUAUGUCAUCCAGCCGUUGCUCGAUUACCCACAGCUCCUUGGUAUGUUGGUGGCGAUUUUGAAAUCGGACAACUCGGUACAAAUAAGAAGGGAAACGGUGAGAUUGUUGGGAAUUCUAGGGGCGUUGGACCCGUACAAGCACCGGGAGGUUGAGCAAACCUCGAAGAACAUACCAGUUGAACAAAAUGCUCCUCCAGUUGAUGUUGCGCUUUUGAUGCUGGGCAUUUCACCUUCAAGCGAGGAAUACUACCCCACGGUGGCCAUUUCCAAUUUAAUGAAAAUCCUCAAGGACCCUUCAUUGAGUUUGCACCACACCAAAGUUAUCCAAGCAAUAAUGUACAUAUUCCAAACGAUUGGCUUGCGCUGUGUCUCCUUUCUCCCGCAAAUCAUACCAGGAAUCAUCAAUGUAAUGCACACUUGUCAGCAAAACAUGCUCAAAUUCUACUUUCAGCAACUCGGGUAUAUAAUCGUGAUUGUCAAGCAGCAUAUAAGGCCGUAUUUGGAAGAGAUUUUCAAGGCCAUCAAGGAGUUUUUCCACAUCAACAGCCAGUUGCACAUUCAAGUCACCAUCAUUAACGUCAUCCAGUCCAUCUCCAAGGCAUUAGAGGGAGAGUUCAAACUGUAUUUACCCGAGGUAUUGAUGCUCUUACUUGGCGUUUUUGAAGAAGAUAACUCGCCAAAGAGAAUCUCGUCACACCACGUGUUGAAAAGCUUUGUUGUUUUUGGGUCAACCAUCGAGGAGUUUGUUGAUAUAAUCGUUCCCGCCAUUGUGAAGUUGUUUGAGACCGGCCCCAUCGACUUACGAAGGCAGGCAAUAGAAACCAUUGGAAGAUUGUCCAAGAAUGUAAUGUUGAACGACAUGGCCUCGAGAAUUAUACACCCGUUGCUCCGGGUCUUGAGUCUGGGCUUGGACGACUUGAGAGAGCCGUGCGUCAACACUUUGAAUUAUAUGCUCAUUCGGCUAGGUGCCGAGUUUACUGUUUUUGUGCCCAUCAUCAAAAAGACUUUGGUCCAGCAAAAGAUUACAUCUCCCAAAUUUGAGCAACUAGUCGAAAAGCUUUUAAGUGGUGAUCCGUUGCCACUAUAUCUAGACGUUUACAAGGAUUAUGACCACGGCCCAUUUACUGCCGCUGACUCCGAUAUGCCGUCAAAGAAGUUGCCCGUCAACCAGGGAAUGUUGAAGAUGUCCUGGGAUGCAAGCCAAAAGCAUACCAAGGAAGAUUGGCAGGAGUGGUUCACCAAAUUGAGCAAAGAACUAUUAUUGCAAAGUCCAUCGCACGCAAUUCGUGCAUGUGCAGGGUUAGCCACGGAUUACUACCCUUUGGCCAAGGAUCUUUUCAACGCAAGUUUUGCUAGUUGUUGGAGUGAAUUAUACUCGCAGCACAAGGAGGAAUUGGUGCAGGCUUUUUGUAUUGCGCUUUCGUCUCCAACAAAUCCUCCGGAAAUAUACCAGACGCUUUUGAAUUUGGCAGAGUUUAUGGAGCACGACGAUAAAUCUUUGCCAAUUGCCAUCAGCACCCUUGGCCAAUAUGCUCAACGUUGCCACGCGUUUGCCAAGGCGUUGCACUAUAAGGAAUUGGAAUUUUAUGAAGAGCCCACCACGCCCACCAUCGAGGCCUUGAUCAGUAUAAACAAUCAACUUCAGCAGUCUGACGCGGCAAUAGGUAUAUUGAAGCAUGCCCAGAUGCACCAUGACCUCCAGUUGAAGGAAACGUGGUAUGAGAAAUUGCACCGAUGGGAUGAUGCCCUUGAAGCUUACAACGAGCGGGAAAAGACCGAACCCGAAAAUAUGGAAAUCACCAUGGGGAAAAUGAGGUGUUUCCACGCGUUGGGUGAGUGGGAGCAACUCUCGGAGUUGACACGCAAAAAGUGGGAUAGCUCAUCUAGUGAUAUCAAAAGAAGUGUUGCUCCGUUGGCCGCCGCAGCGGCUUGGGGCUUGGGUCAGUGGGACCGAAUGGAUGCAUGCAUCAAGGUUAUGAAAACCGCGUCCCCUGACAAGGCCUUUUUCAAUGCAAUCUUGAGCUUGCAUCGCAACAACUUUGACGAGGCAUCUGAGCAAAUAUUGAAGGCUAGAGAUUUAUUGGUGACGGAAAUCACGGCGCUUGUUAGUGAAAGUUACAACAGAGCCUAUGGUGUUGUGGUUAGGGUGCAAAUGUUGGCGGAGUUGGAGGAGAUUAUCAAGUACAAGUGUUUGCCGCAGGGGUCCGAGAAAAGAGCAGUUAUGAGAAAGACGUGGAACACGAGGUUGCUCGGGUGUCAACGGAACGUAGACAUUUGGCAACGAAUGUUGAAAGUGAGAGCAUUGGUUAUAAAGCCCAAACAGGAUAUGGACAUGUGGAUAAAAUUUGCCAAUCUUUGUCGAAAGUCAGGUCGGUUGAAUCUUGCUGAAAAGUCUUUAAAUUUGCUUUUAGAGGAAGGAUCAGCCGAGAAUCCGUCGAGGGCGCCGCCACAAGUUGUGUACGCCCAGUUGAAGUAUAUGUGGGCAAAAGGACAAAGGUCCGAAGCCUUGAGGCACUUGAUCGACUUUACCACCAGAAUGUCGCAGGAUCUAGGAUUGAACCCAAACGACUUGAUUACACAACCGUUGCCAUCGGAAGGUCCGGGAAUUCCAAAGCAUGUCGAAGAGUACACGCGGCUAUUAGCCAGGUGUUUUUUGAAACAAGGAGAGUGGCAGAUUGCAUUGAACAAUAGUUGGAGGUCUGAAACCUCGGAGAUAAUCUUGGGUGCAUAUUUGUUGGCUACGCAUUUUGAUAACAAGUGGUAUAAAGCCUGGCAUAAUUGGGCAUUGGCAAAUUUUGAGGUGAUUUCAUUAUACACAAGCCAGCCUCAAACGAACAAAAAAAUUGAAACUUUGGAAGAAACUCACCCUAGCGAAGCCGCGGAUCAUCAGCCUGCCGGCGUUCAACAGAAAGCUGGCGUGCAAAGCGUGCAAAACAACUCCCAAAUGCUUGCAGCCAACAAAUCCAGCGUGAUUCUGAUGGAGGCCAUCCAACGUCACGUCAUCCCUUCCAUCAAAGGGUUUUUCCAUUCCAUUGCUCUCUCCAAUUCAAACUCGCUUCAGGAUAUGUUGCGAUUGCUCACGCUAUGGUUCAAAUUCGGUGGCAUACCAGAGGCUGCUCAGGCGAUGACCGAAGGUUUUAGUAUGGUCAAGAUUGACACCUGGCUCGAAGUGGUUCCGCAAUUGAUAUCGCGGAUCCACCAGCCAAACGAAAUCGUGAGCCGAUCCUUGUUUGGCUUAUUGACGGAGUUGGGCAAGUCUCAUCCUCAAGCGUUGGUGUACCCUUUGGCUGUUGCCAUCACAUCGGAGUCGGCUAGCAGGAAAAAAGCAGCCCAGUCGAUAAUUGAAAAGAUGAGAUUCCAUUCUUCAGUCUUGGUGGAUCAAUCUGAGUUGGUCAGUAGAGAAUUGAUCCGGGUUGCUGUCUUGUGGCACGAGCAGUGGUACGAGGGGCUCGAGGAUGCCUCGAGAUUGUUUUUUGGUGAAAAGGACAGCGACAAGAUGUACGAAGUGUUGGAGCCUUUGCACCAGGCAUUGCAGAAGGGGCCCGAGACUAUGAGAGAACAGGCGUUUGCUAAUCAGUACGGCCGAGAUAUAGCAGACGCCUUUGAGUGGGUGUUGAAUUUCAAGCGAACAAAGGAUGUAUCGAACUUGAAUCAGGCUUGGGACAUUUACUAUAACAUUUUCCGCAGAAUCUCGCGACAACUUCCUCAGAUUAUCAGUCUCGAGUUGCAGUUUGUGUCGCCCAUGUUGGAGAAGGCACACGACUUGGAGCUAGCGGUACCGGGGACUUAUGAAGCUGGUAAGCCCGUUAUCCGAAUCAUCAAAUUUGACCCCACCCUUUCAGUCAUAUCAUCGAAACAACGGCCAAGAAAACUCUCCAUCAGGGGAAGUAACGGCAAGGACUACCAGUAUGUUCUAAAGGGUCACGAAGAUAUCAGACAGGACAAUCUAGUGAUGCAGUUGUUUGGGUUGGUAAACACUUUGUUGGUGAACGACCCCGAGUGUUUCAAACGUCACCUUGAUAUUCAGCAGUACGCGGCUAUUCCGUUAUCUCCAAAAGUAGGGUUGCUAGUCUGGGUUUCCAACAGUGACACUUUCCACAUGUUGAUCAAAAACUACCGGGAGUCAAGAAAUAUCAUGUUGAACAUUGAGCACAGGCUUUUGAUACAGAUGUCUCCCGACUAUGAUAUUCUUACACUUCUUCAAAAAGUUGAGGUGUUUACGAGCGCACUCGACAAUACGAGAGGACAGGACUUGUACAAGGUGUUGUGGUUGAAGUCCAAGUCUUCGGAAGCGUGGUUGGAUCGAAGAACAACCUAUACUAGAUCCUUGGCGGUUAUGUCCAUGGUGGGUUAUAUCUUGGGCCUUGGUGACCGCCACCCAUCAAAUUUGAUGUUGAACAGGACCACCGGUAAAGUAGUGCACAUUGAUUUUGGUGACUGUUUUGAAGCUGCCAUCUUGCGGGAAAAGUACCCUGAAAAGGUGCCAUUUAGAUUGACACGAAUGUUGAAUUACGCUAUGGAGGUAAGUGGUAUAGAGGGCUCGUUCCGAAUCACUUGCGAACACGUUAUGCGGGUCUUGAGAGAUAACAAGGAGUCGCUAAUGGCAAUAUUGGAGGCUUUUGCUUAUGAUCCUUUGAUCAACUGGGGUUUUGACUUCCCGACCAAAGUGCUCGCUGAAGCCACUGGUAUUCGUGUCAACUUGGUCAACGUCGGCGAUUUGUUGAGAAACGGCCGCAUCGACGAGCAAGAGGCUACUCGUUUACAGAAGCAGAAUGAGCUCGAGAUACGAAACGCGAGAGCUGGGUUGGUGUUGAAGAGAAUAACAGAUAAACUCACGGGUAAUGACAUUAAGCGGUUGAAAGGGUUGGAUGUGCCCACCCAAGUGGACAAGUUGAUACAACAAGCUACUAGUGUUGAAAACUUGUGCCAGCAUUACAUUGGUUGGUGUUCCUUCUGGUGA